ACGGGGCAACAUCGCGGUUGCCAGGGCGACGGGAGGUUUCCGCAGCUGCUGGUACUCCCCAUUGGAAACGUAGAACCGUUACCGGUCGAGGGCCUUAGCAGCCGUCGUGACCCUCUAGGGAAUCCCACGAUGUUCUUCUACCUGACCAAGAAAAUUUCCAUUCCCAAUAACGUGAAGCUGAAGUGUGUAUCCUGGAACAAGGAACAAGGGUUCAUAGCAUGCGGUGGUGAAGAUGGAUUACUGAAAGUUUUGAAAUUAGAGACGCAGACAGAUGAUGCAAAAUUGAGGGGCCUUGCACCCCCCAGUAAGCUUUCUAUGAAUCAGAAUCUUGAAGGUCAUAGUGGUUCUGUUCAAGUUGUAACAUGGAAUGAACAGUAUCAGAAGUUGACUACCAGUGAUGAAAAUGGGCUUAUCAUUGUGUGGAUGUUAUAUAAAGGCUCUUGGUUUGAGGAGAUGAUCAACAAUCGAAAUAAAUCAGUUGUUCGCAGUAUGAGCUGGAAUGCUGACGGACAGAAGAUCUGCAUUGUAUAUGAAGAUGGGGCUGUGAUUGUUGGUUCAGUGGAUGGCAAUCGUAUUUGGGGAAAAGACCUGAAGGGUAAACAGCUAUCCCAUGUAACAUGGUCUGCGGACAGUAAAGUCUUACUUUUUGGAAUGGCAAAUGGGGAAAUACACAUUUAUGAUAAUCAAGGAAAUUUUAUAAUGAAAAUGAAACUGAGUUGUUUGGUGAAUGUCACUGGAGCUAUCAGCAUUGCUGGGAUUCAUUGGUACCAUGGCACAGAAGGCUAUGUGGAGCCUGAUUGCCCUUGCCUUGCUGUUUGCUUCGACAAUGGAAGAUGCCAAAUAAUGAGACAUGAGAAUGACCAAAAUCCCGUUUUGAUUGACACUGGCAUGUACGUAGUAGGCAUCCAGUGGAACCACAUGGGCAGUGUGUUAGCUGUGGCGGGCUUCCAGAAGGCGGCCACGCAGGACAAAGAUGUGAACAUUGUGCAGUUUUACACUCCGUUUGGUGAGCAUCUGGGUACUUUGAAAGUUCCUGGGAAGGAAAUAUCUGCACUAUCUUGGGAAGGAGGUGGACUGAAAAUUGCACUAGCUGUUGAUUCCUUUAUAUAUUUUGCAAACAUUCGACCUAAUUAUAAGUGGGGUUAUUGCUCAAAUACUGUGGUUUAUGCAUAUACCAGACCUGAUCGUCCAGAGCACUGUGUUGUCUUCUGGGAUACAAAACACAAUGAAAAACAUGUUAAAUAUGUGAAGGGUCUCAUUUCUAUUACUACCUGUGGCGAUUUCUGCAUUUUGGCUACAAAAGCUGAUGAAAAUCAUCCUCAGUUUGUACUAGUUCUUUGUAAUUCUAUUGGUACUGCCUUGGAUCCCAAAUACAUUGAUAUUGUACCACUGUUUGUUGCAAUGACAAAAACCCAUGUGAUAGCAGCCUCGAAAGAAGCAUUUUAUACCUGGCAGUAUCGUGUGGCAAAGAAGCUCACAGCAUUGGAAAUUAAUCAGAUCACACGGUCUCAAAAAGAAGGGAGAGAAAGAAUUUAUCAUGUUGAUGAUACCCCUUCUGGAUCAAUGGAUGGUGUGCUUGAUUAUAGUAAAGCCAUUCAAGGCACAAGGGAUCCAAUUUGUGCCAUAACUGCAUCAGAUAAGAUAUUGAUUGUGGGUCGUGAAUCUGGCACCAUUCAGAGAUACAGUCUACCUAAUGUUGGUUUGAUUCAAAAAUAUUCCCUUAAUUGUCGAGGCUACCAGUUAUCCUUGAAUUGCAACUCUAGCCGUCUUGCUGUCAUAGAUAUCUCAGGAGUUCUGACUUUCUUUGACUUGGAUGCUCGAGUAAUGGACAGUACAGGACAGCAAGUAGUUGGAGAGUUGUUAAAAUUGGAGCGAAGAGAUGUCUGGGAUAUGAAGUGGGCCAAAGAUAAUCCUGAUUUGUUUGCAAUGAUGGAGAAGACAAGAAUGUAUGUUUUCAGAAACUUGGAUCCUGAGGAACCCAUUCAGACCUCUGGAUAUAUUUGUAAUUUUGAGGAUUUAGAAAUUAAAUCUGUUCUUUUGGAUGAGAUAUUAAAGGAUCCAGAACAUCCAAACAAGGAUUACCUAAUUAACUUUGAGAUUCGGUCUCUGCGAGAUAGCCGAGCACUGAUUGAGAAGGUUGGAAUUAAAGAUGCAUCUCAAUUCAUAGAGGACAAUCCACACCCCCGACUUUGGCGCCUACUGGCUGAAGCAGCUCUUCAGAAACUGGAUCUCUACACUGCAGAGCAAGCAUUUGUGCGCUGCAAAGAUUACCAAGGCAUUAAGUUUGUGAAGCGCUUGGGCAAACUACAGAGUGAGUCAAUGAAACAGGCUGAAGUUGCUGGCUACUUUGGCAGGUUUGAAGAGGCUGAAAGAACAUAUCUCGAGAUGGACAGAAGGGAUCUUGCUAUUGGCCUCCGGCUGAAAUUGGGGGAUUGGUUUAGAGUACUCCAGCUCCUGAAAAGUGGAUCUGGUGAUGCAGAUGACAGUCUCAUGGAACAAGCCAACAAUGCCAUUGGAGACUACUUUGCUGAUCGACAAAAGUGGUCGAAUGCUGUACAAUAUUAUGUACAAGGGCGGAACCAGGAACGCUUAGCUGAAUGUUACUAUAUGUUAGAGGAUUAUGAGGGAUUAGAGAACCUUGCCAUUUCACUUCCAGAAAACCACAAGUUACUUCCAGAAAUAGCACAAAUGUUUGUCAGAGUUGGGAUGUGUGAACAAGCAGUGACUGCAUUUUUGAAAUGCAGUCAACCAAAGGCAGCGGUAGAUACCUGCGUACAUCUCAACCAAUGGAACAAAGCUGUUGAAUUGGCUCAAAAUCAUAGUAUGAAAGAAAUUGGAUCUCUGUUAGCUAGGUAUGCAUCUCAUUUACUGGAAAAGAAUAAAACUUUUGAUGCCAUAGAACUCUAUCGGAAAGCCAAUUACUUUUUGGAUGCUGCUAAACUGAUGUUUAAGGUUGCAGAUGAAGAGGCAAAGAAAGGAAGUAAACCUUUACGUGUCAAGAAGCUCUAUGUAAUGUCAGCCUUACUUAUAGAGCAACGCCAUGAACAGGUGAAGAAUGCCCAGCGAGGAAAAGUUAAAGGAAAAAGUUCAGAGGCCACUUCUGCCCUGGCUGGUUUGCUGGAAGAGGAAGUUCUGUCUACAACAGAUCGUUUCACAGAUAAUGCAUGGAGAGGGGCAGAGGCUUACCACUUCUUUAUGCUUGCACAGAGGCAGCUCUAUGAGGGAUAUGUGGACGCUGCACUGAAGACAGCUCUUCAUCUGAAAGACUAUGAAGACAUCAUCCCUCCUGUGGAGAUCUACUCUCUGCUAGCACUCUGCGCAUGCGCCAGCAGAGCCUUUGGGACUUGUUCAAAAGCUUUCAUUAAACUUGAAUCUUUAGAGACCCUCAGUUCAGAACAGAAACAGCAGUAUGAAGACCUCGCUUUAGAAAUAUUCACCAAACAUGCUCCAAAAGAUAACAGAAAACCUGAAUUGGACAGCCUUAUGGAAGGUGGAGAAGGGAAACUGCCAACAUGCGUUGCCACAGGAAGCCCGAUCACUGAGGAUCAGUUCUGGAUGUGCAGUGUAUGCAAGCAUGGUGUCCUUGCUCAGGAAAUAAGCCACUACAGCUUCUGCCCCUUAUGCCAUAGUCCAGUGGGAUAAAGGAAUGAUAAACUGUAUAUAACCGUAAAAUAUAGGUAACAUCAAUAAAUGGCUAUAUGCUGUAUGUGUAAUAAGGUUUAUUUCUAUGAGUUUUGUAUGAAAAUAAGCCUCAUUAUUUAUAGUUGAAUUUUCGCACAAAAUACAUGUUAAUAAAAUAAUUUUUAAGGCAAUACAACUGUGAAAUAAUAAGGCUGAUUUUCAUGUAAAUGUAUGAAAAUCAACCAUAUUUUCUGUCUCCCUCUCUCUUUUGUCUAUCUUGUAUUUGGUUACAUGAUACCAUGGGAAUAUUCCAAAUACAUAUUUUUCUCACAGUGUCAA
Rhinopithecus roxellana (golden snub-nosed monkey) is the source of this 3960-nucleotide messenger RNA. It is a transcript of the gene WDR35, whose product is annotated as WD repeat domain 35. The coding region runs from base 130 to 3642 and encodes 1170 amino acids. The record is from RefSeq and is a predicted model, not a curated record. Gene Ontology annotation, cellular component: intraciliary transport particle A; non-motile cilium. NCBI's taxonomy places the organism in Eukaryota, Metazoa, Chordata, Mammalia, Primates, Cercopithecidae. The transcript has 27 exons. Gene Ontology annotation, biological process: protein localization to cilium; intraciliary retrograde transport; non-motile cilium assembly. Gene Ontology annotation, molecular function: protein binding.